This is a messenger RNA of Anguilla rostrata (American eel), 7518 nucleotides long. It is a transcript of the gene osbpl6, whose product is annotated as oxysterol binding protein-like 6. The transcript is spliced from 23 exons. The record is from RefSeq and is a predicted model, not a curated record. The coding region runs from base 338 to 3040 and encodes 900 amino acids. NCBI's taxonomy places the organism in Eukaryota, Metazoa, Chordata, Actinopteri, Anguilliformes, Anguillidae. Gene Ontology annotation, molecular function: cholesterol binding. Gene Ontology annotation, cellular component: cytosol; intracellular membrane-bounded organelle; membrane.
UGUCUUGCUGCAGGGAGGAGCGCGGCGGAGCAUCCGACCAACUGCAUCCGAGAAACAGGCAAACACAGCACUUUUGGGGGUUUGCGUCUCUGUGACAACAUAAUGAUUUGAAAGCGGCAAUGGUCGUGAAAGGAAGCUGUUCAGCAUCGUACAGUAACUGACCAAAAUAACGGUCAUAUCUGUCUAGCUAUUGUCAAAAGGUAGAGCAUCUGUUUCCUGCACCAAGGAAUGCCCAGCACAGCAAAUCCCUGGUGAGAAGAGCGAGAGAGAGGAGGGUGCGUCCGAUAAUGCCCUUUAACUGAGAGGCACGGAGCCAUCGAGGGAGGAGCCAGCAGCCAUGUUGCACCACCACCAGCGGGGCCCCCAGGGCCGGGCCAUGGGCGCCGAGGAGAGGAGCUCCACCCCCCUCCACAAGGCCUCCACGGCCACGCACAAGAGCGCGUCCUCCUCCUCCUCCUCUCAGCGGGACAGCCGACAGGAGACAGACAGCUGGGAAAUCAUCGAGGGGUUGAAAAUUGGCCAAACCAACGUCCUGAGACCAGAGAAACACGAAGGCUUCAUGCUGAAGAAGAGAAAAUGGCCACUGAAAGGCUGGCACAAGCGCUUUUUUGUCCUGGAUAAUGGUAUUUUGAAGUACUCCAAGUCUCCCAUUGAUAUCCAGAAAGGCAAGCUGCAUGGCUGUAUUGAUGUGGGUCUCUCGGUGAUGUCAAUAAAGAAACGAGCCCGUCGGAUUGACCUGGAUACAGAGGAGCACAUAUACCACCUUAAGGUGAAGUCUCCGGACUUGUUUGACGCCUGGGUCUCCAAGCUACGGCACCAUCGCCUGUACCGCCAGAACGAGAUCGUCCGCUCGCCCCGCGACGCCUCCCUCCGCACGUUCCCUCCGCCCCCGGUCCAGGAGUCCCCCCAGCCCGUCCCCACCGCAGGGCACGAACCAAAGGUGGGCCCCUGUCCCCCGCACUUCUGCUUUACAGCUCCCAUUGUGGCAGCUGGCUCAGUCUGGGAGAUGGACAAGUGCGCUGAGGAGCUCGCUAACUGCCAGUCCAGUCUGAUGGAGCUCAGCAGGCUGCUGCAGAGCCUGGAGAUCCUGCAGAGGACCCAGUCUGCGCCCAACUUCUCGGACAUGCAGGCUAAUUGCAUAGAUAUGUCAAAGAAAGACAAGCGCGUGAGCAGAAGAUGGAGAACCAAAAGCGUGAGCAAAGAUGCAAAAAUGCAACUGCAGGUCCCGCUGAGCGCCUCCAUGUCUCCGAUGCGGCUGCACUCGUCCAACCCCAACCUGUGCGCCGACCUGGGCGACUUCCAGGCCCCGGUGGCCCGCCUGGCCGACGCCGUCGAGUGCGCCGCCGACUACAUCAAGCUGCAGGAGGACUUCUGCGUCAUCGCUCAGAAAGUUCACUCUCUCUUGAAGUCGGCCUUCAACACGGUGGCCAUCGAGAAGGAGAAGAUCAAAGAGCUCCUCUCUGAGCAGGACCAACCGGAGCAGGCUGGCCAGGUUAUGACCCUGAGGAGGUCUUUGUCGCAGGCGCUGACCCAGAACGUGGAGCUUCGAACCCGUCUCAACCGCAUCCACUCCGAGUCGGUCCUGUCGGAGCAGGUGGUCAGCGUGAACAUCAUUCCCAGCCCUGACGAGCCCGGCGAGCAGAUCCACGUGGGGAUCCCCCUGUCUCAGCAGGCCUCCAACGAGAGCAGGCUCUCCAUGUCCGAGUCCGUCUCCGAGUUCUUCGACGCCCAGGAGGUGCUGCUGUCGGCCAGCUCGUCGGAGAACGAGGCUUCGGACGAUGAGUCAUACGUCAGCGAUGUGAGCGAUAACAUUUCUGAGGACAACGCCAGCGUCACGGACAGCCUGUCCAGGCAAAUGCCGAACGGCGAGCUAGCCGGGAGCGGCUUCCGGAACGGGCGCCGCACGUGCCUCCCCGCCCCGUCCCCCGACAUCACCAACAUCAACCUGUGGAACAUCCUGAGGAACAACAUCGGGAAAGACCUUUCCAAGGUGUCCAUGCCCGUGGAGCUCAACGAGCCGCUCAACACGCUGCAGCACAUGUGCGAAGAGCUGGAGUACACUGAGAUUCUGGACAAGGCUGCAGACACCAUCGACCCCUACGAGCGUAUGGUCCUUGUUGCUGCUUUUGUAGUCUCUGGAUAUUCAUCCACGUACUACAGAGCAGGAAGUAAACCAUUCAAUCCUUUACUGGGAGAGACCUAUGAAUGUAUCCGGGAAGACAAGGGCCUCUGUUUCUUCGCUGAACAGGUGAGCCACCACCCACCCAUCUCGGCCUGUCACUGUGAAUCCAAAAAGUUCACCUUCUGGCAAGAUGUCAGAUGGAAGAACAAAUUCUGGGGGAAGUCCAUGGAGAUCCUGCCUAUCGGGACGGUCAAUGUCAUGCUCCCGAGGUUCGGCGAUCACUACGAGUGGAACAAGGUCACUACCUGCAUACACAACAUCCUGAGCGGGAGGCGGUGGAUCGAGCAUUACGGAGAGAUCACCAUCAGGAACAACAGGAGCAGCGCGUGCAUCUGCAAGCUCACCUUCGUCAAGGGGAACUACUGGAGCUCGAACGCGAACGAGGUCCAGGGCGUGGUGAUAGACCAGGAGGGGAAAGUGGUCCAUCGGCUGUUCGGCAAGUGGCACGAAGGCCUGUACUGCGGCGUCCCGCCGUCGGCCAAGUGCGUCUGGAGACCAGGGUCCAUGCCCACCGACUACGAGCUGUACUACGGCUUCACCCGCUUUGCCAUCGAGCUCAACGAACUGUGCCCGGAGAUCAAAGACCUUCUGCCGCCCACCGACGCCCGCUUCCGCCCCGAUCAGAGGUACCUGGAGGAGGGGAAGGUGGAGCAGGCUUCUGCUGAGAAGCAGCGCAUCGAGGACCUGCAGAGGACCAGGAGGAAGUGGCAGGAGGAGAACAACGUUAAACACCAGCCCCGCUUCUUCAAGAAAGUCAUCGAUGCCAAUCAAAGGGAGAGGUGGGUCUCCAACAACACUUACUGGGAACUCCGCAAAGCACCCGGGUUCAACAAGCUGGAGAACCCUCAGCUCUGGUAGCGUCCGACAGGCUGCGUCCAACAUAUCAUCUCAGACAAACAAACGCUUUUACCUAUGCACAGUUUUUGUUUUGAAUGCCCUCGUCAGUAAGACCACGACACACACGGGUACCUGGGACUGCGGAACCAGCAGAGGAAUAAACGCCGAACGACGUCCGUCACCGAAGCAGUCUCCCCUGGAUCACGUGACCCUCGCAGUGAAGUGGUCGUCUAGGCAGCGGUCUGACUCGUAGUUCCGUCCUCUCGCCCUUUUAUCCUCUGAGUAUGUCUUUGCCUUAAACAAAAAAAGUCUGUUAGCAGAAACGGCAGAACAUAUUCAGACACACCUCAUGUGAAGCUUUAGUGGAAGAGCUCGAUUCAGACCGAUGUUGCAAUCGAGCUGCUAGUUACUGGUAGCUAUUAGUAUUACACGCAUGUUAAGGCAGCUUUCAUUGCCAUAGGUUAAGACAAAUUCAUGUGGGCAUCACAAAUCAGUGGCAGUUAAAAAGAAAAUAAUGAAGAUACGUAAUAUUUAUGUAAAAUAUCAAACCUUUUUCUCAUUGAUUACAUUUGGUUGAGGAAUUCACAAAAUAGUCAACGCUUUUGUCAUUGGAGUAAUUUAUCUUAGAAAAGCUUUUGUUUAGCUGAAUAUAGCCCUAUACUCUUUAGGGACAAGCAGUUCCUCUGUAAAUAUAAUUUUAUUCCAAGAAUAUGAAUUGUCGGCAUUAUCAAUGAAACGAUUUAUAAUUUAAAGAGGCUGGAACCUGCGCGGUAUACCAUUGUAUGCUGUUAAUAGCGUUUCUCAAUCUCUCAUUGCACUUGAGAGCUUUGGCAGCAGUGAGUGACCGGCACAAAAUGAACCCCAACAUUUCCACAUCAUCACUGGUGCCCGCAUCACAUACAGUACUACUGAUUGUUCCAAUGCUUACCAUCGGAAGUAGUCUAUAAAAGUAGACUAUAGAAAUGAGCUAGGCCUAUUGGUAUCAGCCAAUCACUUAGAAUAUGGAAAUUGACCUGGUGUUGGUCCUUUAGCAAACGGAUCAUUACUGCACAGCCUGCCUGUGCCCUGGUCACUUGGAGCUAACCUCCAGCCCUGCUUAUAUGAAGAAUAACUCCACUAACUGCUAGUCUAUAAAUAAGAGACCGCGUGUCAAGUGCUGCUCUCAUGAUGUGGACGUAUUCCAGCCAAGAAUGUUUGGCAGCACGCAGGCUGUGAAUCCUUUAGGCCAAGCUUUAUACCCCAGACUUUAUUUGGAGCCCCUUAAUUGGAACUCCCCACCGUCAUCAGUUUCACCCCGACUACAUAAAGGGCAACGGUACAUUUCCUUCUUGAUUUCGGCUGAAGCCUUGCUGGGGAUUCCGAGAGGAACGGGUCCUCCGGCAGUUCCAGAUUUCCUUGGAAAACGGAACUUUCCUGUUCCGCGAGGGAAUCAGGUCGUACCACCCACCGCCGCUCUGUCUGGAGGUUAAGGUGUCCUCCGGUGUCUCGUUUCUUUAUUUAUGACCCUUGCUGUAGGGCCAAAUGUUUCCUCACGUCCCCUAGGCACUUCAGUGGAGUGUAAUACAGCAGAACAGCACCAUCUACAGUCACCUUUUAGGAAUGAGGAGAGGCGGUAGCAGUUUGGCAUGAGCGGCUCAACACAGAACGAGGCGAGAGCACUGUGUUUGAAGCCAAAGUGCGUCCCGUUACUCAUGAAUUUUAUGAUUAUAAAAGCAUUGUAGUGCUUCGUUUGAUUGUGUUUUUAGUAUGCUUUUUUUUUUCUUUUUUGGUCUGUCAGAUUUUUAAUUGAAUGUUAUUUUCAAAAGCCAAAGAAGUGCACACCCUUUUUUUGUUUUUAAGAUUACCAAAUGGGAAAGGGAAAUUAGUUUUAAUGUUUAAAAAUACAUUUUUCUGUCUCCCUGGAGAGUAUAUGGUUAAGAUCUAAAGUUUUAUAGGUACUUAAUGAAAAAGUAAAAAAUACUCUGGCCAACACUGCCUUCAUUUAAGUCCAACUGUAGAUUUAAGAGUUUGAGUCAAUUAAAUGUUCAGCGUGUAAAGGGAGGCUUGGCAAGUAAACUAUGAGCCAUCUAGAUACAUUUUAUGAAUUAAGCUCAUAUUAUUGUUAUCGUUUUGUGAUCUCAGUGAAUAAUGAAUGUGACAUUUUACACUGAAUUCACAUUUGAUGCUCGGGAGCAACCGAACAUAAUCCAGCUUUGAUUGAGGGGUGGGGGAAGGUUGUGAUUUUUAUUUAAAUCCAUUUUAUGAUUGGUGGUUUGUGAAGUCUAUUUAUUUUUUUUUUCAUCUCAGUGUGUAAAAGUAGGGACGCAUAGCUUCAUCCUGUAUGUUCUUUCACGCAUUCCAGCAGUGCAGCAUUCCAGCAGUGCAAUUCAGGUCACAGGAAAGAAUCAGUAAGCAGGCUCAGGCUGGCCUUGCGUAACCUGCGGGGACUUGAGCCCAGUUCAAAGCUUUUCUGUAGGAAGUAGCUUUCUCAGCAACAGUUCUAAUUGCUGUGCCUUAACACAUUGAGCCCUUAUACUUUACAUCACAUCAUGUCAUUUAGCAGAUGCAACUUAUCCAGAGCAACUUACGCAUACACAAUGCAGAUAGAUUCCCAACUUGUGCAAACAGGGAUCCUACAAGUUGAGCAUACUUGCACUUUAGGAGAAAUUAUUUUCACCCAUUUUCCUUUGGCCCAUAUUUUCAUUACUUGCUGGCAACCUGGGAAGCUGGUGUUCUUGGAUUCAGUUUUGCUCUGCAAAAAUGUGUAAAAACAGCCACCUAUCCUAAGUAGUGCUGUUCAGUAGCCUGGCAUUAGAAUAUUAGCAGUGUGGAUUUGGCUUCUGGAAACUAAAGGCUAGAGUCUUACCUUUGAAUUGAUCAUUGAUCUCAAUGUGUCUUUGCUGGUUUUUCUUUGCUAACUGUGAAGAGAUUCAUUUGCUGAAUAAUCUGUUCCAGUCAGCAGCUGGUUUCGUUUCUCUUUACAGUGUCUCAUGGAAGCCUUUGCGUUUGCAUAGAACCCCACCGCAUCAUAUCCUCAGAGAUGCCCAUGCACAUCAAUUUCCUAUUUGUUUUUUGGUCCCACAACCAUGACAUAUUGGCUCUGUACAGGCCAGUAAUGUGGGCAGACUGAUUUGAAGAUCUGUGAGUGCACCUCAGUACGCGCUGUUGCACUUUUCAAGCUCGUCCAGUACAGGCAUCUCUAAAGACAUAAGCGUUGUCUUUGAAAUUAUUAUUGUUUUCCCUAAGUGAAACGAAAUAGUUUUUAUUCUUAACCUGACUUAAAAAAAGAACACUACCAAAUGCAAAUAAGGCGAAGUGAUUCAGCUGCGAGUUUGUACUGAAUAUUAAUCCAAAUGCUUAAUAAUCCUUUUUUAAUCAUGGACCAGAAAGGAAAUCAUAGGGAGACCAAUGAUCAGUAAAAGGUAAGUUUUUAGUUGCCUUUGGCUUGUAUGUUGUUAGAUGCAGAAUUGUGGUUCUGUUGAAUUGAGGGUUAGGAAUUUACCUUGCCGUUUUGCAAGUUUCAGUUGUGGGGCUACUAGAGAAAAGAGGAAUUUACCGGUAUCACAGAUCUGUGGACUAUGCUUGAAUGGUGGACAACAGGAUUAUAAUUUUCCAGAAAUACAUUUUGCAUCUUCAUUUUUUUUCCACUUUAUUACACUUGUACAGAACCUGUUGGCACAUUGGAUUGGAAUGUACUCGCUUGUUGUACAACCACUGCUUUCCCACAACCUGUUCACAACCACUUGGUCCCUCCAGGUACUGGUAGCUCAGAUUCCCCAACACUCUGCCCGCACUGACAAUUCAUCAAAGGUUCUGGCUCAGUCUUCAUACUUGUUCCAUAAAGUCAUAACACAUUGAAAGUAGCAGCUGUAGAUUGUGUGGUUGUUAUGGCAGCUGUCAUGCAUUUGUUCAGAUGUUUACAAAGAUCCGAGAGUUUACAAUUUUAUGGUGGUUUCUUCUCCUGAGAUACAUGAUUCUACAGGCUGUGUGGUACCUUGACAUUUCACAUCUGUUGUGGCUAUAACAGAUGCAAUAAAAAAAGACUUGAAGAUGUUAACUGUGUGUGGAAGCCUAAGAUCAAACAUUUCAUUUUGAGAUGGUCAUGCUCAUCUUUGGAAAUAAAAAAUGCAUUCCAUGUUCCACAUUCCCAGAGCAGCAGACUGAGUAGAAAACUAAGACUUACAAAUUACCACUGCACCUACAUCUCACUGACUGCAGGACAAACAUCCAUUACACCCAUCAACUGUAAUGUUAAUAAUACUUGCAUGUGCAAAUGACAUAGCCUGCCAAUGAAUGUUGCAGAUGCCUUACGAAAGGUCCUAUCCUUUAGUUUUUCUUUUUCAGAUUGACCUGUGCCACUCUGUGGGUGCAGUGUUGCGCUGUCCGCUUAGUUAUUUAAAUCCAUUUUCUAAUGGGUUUCUUUUGAAGAAGUGCAAUUGUAUAAUGACAUACAUAUCUUUUCAUGAACACUGUACACUGCUGCUAUAUAGUGCUUGUUCUAAUAAAAACAAAAACAAGAA